CAAUGGAGACUUGUAAGAUGUUUUUGGUCACCAUCUUUCUUGCAGCUAGUUUUGACUUCAUCAGAACACAGAACAUUGUCUGCAGGAAGGCCUCUGUGGGAGAUGUGGUAUUUCUGGUGGACGCCAGCAUCAACCCCCAACAUGCCCGCAGUGUGCGGAACUUCCUGAACAUCCUGGUUAACAGCUUUAAUGUCAGCAGAGAGACCAUCCGGGUGGGUCUGGCCCAGUACAGCGAUGCACCCCACUCAGAGUUCCUGCUUUCCACCUAUCACCGCAAAGUCGAUGUGUGGAGACACAUUCAGAGGCUUCAAUUUAAGUCUGGGGGAAACAAGUUGGGCCUGGCUUUGCAGUUCCUUCUGGAUCACCACUUCCAGGAGGGAGCCGGGAGCCGUGCAAGCCAAGGGGUGCCCCAGGUCGCCAUGGUCGUCAGCAGUGGCCAGGCUGAGGACCAUAUUCGUGAACCUGCUGAGGCAUUUAGGAAGGCAGGCAUCCUACUUUAUGCAGUUGGCAUUGGAAAUGCAGCUCGGGCAGAGCUCAGGGAGAUUGCAAGUAGUCCCAAGGAGAAGUUUACCUCCUUUGUUCCCAGAGUCUCUGGCCUGAUCAGUCUUGCCCAGAAGCUGCGGCUUGAGCUGUGUGAUACUUUGGCAAAGGCAGCUCAACCUGUUGACCCUGUAUCUCCAGCUUGCAGAGAAGUAGCCCUCGCAGACAUUGUGUUCCUAGUGGACAGCUCUACUAGCAUUGGACCCCAGAAUUUCCAGAAAGUCAAGAACUUCCUUUACUCCAUUGUCUUGGGGCUUGACAUCAGUAGUGACCGGGUCCAGGUGGCACUCGCCCAAUAUAAUGACAAUAUCUUCCCAGCCUUUCAGCUGAACCAGUACCCUCUGAAGAGCGUGGUCCUGGAACAUAUCCAGAAUCUUCCCUACCGCACAGGAGGCACAAACACAGGGAGUGCCUUGGAAUUUAUCCGGACCAACUACUUGACUGAGUCGGGUGGCAGCCGGGCCAAGGACAGGGUUCCUCAGAUAGUGAUCCUGGUGACAGAUGGGGAGUCCAAUGAUGAGGUCCAGGAUGCAGCUGAUCAGUUGAAAGAAGAUGGAGUUAUUGUAUAUGUGGUAGGAGUCAAUGUUCAGGAUGUCCAGGAAUUACAAAAAAUAGCCAGUGAGCCAUAUGAGAAGUUUCUCUUCAACACGGAAAACUUCAACAUCCUGCAGGAAUUCUCAGGAAGCCUUCUUCAGACUCUGUGCUCAGCAGUGGAGGGUAAGAUAAAAGAAUACACCAAGGCCUAUGCAGAUGUGGUCUUUCUUGUGGACACCUCCCAGGAAACAUCAAGGGCCAGUUUCCAGUGGAUGCGGAAUUUCAUCGCCAGAACGGUUAGCAUGCUGGAGGUUGGCAGGGACAGGUACCAGAUUGGACUGGCUCAGUAUGGUGACCAAGGUCACACUGAGUUUUUGUUCAAUACCUACAAGACCCAGAAUGAGAUGAUGACUCACAUCCGUGAGCGCUUUGUGCCCCGAGGUGGCUCCAGGAGGACGGGCAAAGCUCUGUGGUACCUUCAUCAGACCUUCCUGCAGGAGGCAGCAGGAAGUCGGAUUCUGCAGGGCAUCCCUCAAUUCGCAGUGGUCAUCACCUCCGGCAGAUCUGAGGACGAGGCCUGGGAUGCUGCGCAGACACUGAGGGAGAAGGGCGUGAAAGUCGUGUCUGUGGGUGUGCAGCAGGCUGACAGGGGAGAACUGGAGGGCAUAGGGUCCCCAGCGCUUGUAUAUGAUGUGCAGGGAGAAGAUGGAAUCAGACAGCUAUCACAGGAUGUGAGUAUGGUGAUCCAAGGGACUGGACAGCCAGAGUUCAGGACUCAGGCUACGGAGGAAGCCAUAGUAGCAUGUCCAACUGCUAUCCCAGCUGACUUAGUAUUCCUCAUUGAGGAAUUUAGCAGGGCUAGGCAAUCCAACUUUCAACAAGUUGUCAAUUUCCUCAAGACGACUGUCAACUCUCUAAGCAUUCGUCCUGAUGCCGUGAGAAUUGCCUUGGUUUUCUACAGCGAGGAACCACGACUUGAAUUUUCACUGGAUACAUUUCAGAGUUCAGCCAAAAUCUUGGAGCAUUUGGACAAAUUAACUUACCAGGGAAGAAGAGGAAGGACAAAGACCGGUGCUGCUUUGGAUUUCCUGAGGAAUGAAGUUUUCAUUCAGGAGAAGGGUGGCCGAUCCCACCAAGGUGUGCGGCAGAUAGCUGUGGUCAUCACAGAAGGUUUCUCUCAGGACAAUGUGUCCAGACCCGCUUCUCACCUACGCAGGGCAGGGGUGACCAUCUACGCAGUUGGUACCCAGCAUGCCUCAGAGAGCAAGGACCUGGAGAAGAUGGCCACAUAUCCUCCUUGGAAGCAUGCCAUCCCCCUUGAAUCUUUUUUGCAGCUCUUUGUUGUGGGAAGCAAGCUUAAGAACCAGCUCUGCCCUGAGAUUGUGGGCAAGAAGGCGUUCUUUCCUGGGAUGGGCUAUACCCUACAAGAAGGUUGUGUGAAUAUUGAGAAGGCAGAUAUUUACUUCCUUAUGGAUGGGUCUGGCAGCAUCGGCCCAGAGGAUUUUCUUGAAAUGAAGGUGUUCAUGAAUGAGGUGAUAAAGAUGUUUCAGAUCGGGCCUGACAGAGUGCGAUUUGGAGUCAUUCAGUACUCAGACAAAAUGAAAAGCAAAUUUGUCCUCAGCCAGUACACCAGUGUGGCAGAGCUGAAGGCCGCCAUUGAUGACAUCCAGCAGGGAGGAGGUGGUACUGCCACUGGGGAGGCCCUGAGUAACAUGACUCGGGUCUUUGCAGACACAGCCCGAAUCAAUGUGGCUCAGUAUCUUAUAGUCAUCACUGAUGGCAAAUCUUCAGACCCCGUGGCUGAGGCUGCAGAGAGAUUGAGGGUCGAAGGAGUCGUCAUUUAUGCUAUUGGAGUAAGAGAUGCUGACGUGACUGAGCUUCAGGAAAUAGCAAAAGACAAGGUGUUUUUUGUGUAUGAAUUUGAUUCCUUGAAGGCCAUCCAACAAGAAGUGGUACAGGACAUCUGCUCCUCAGAGACCUGUAAGAAUAGAAAAGCUGACAUUAUCUUCCUGGUAGAUGGUUCAGAAUCUAUCUCCCCAAAAGACUUUGAAAAGAUGAAGGAAUUCAUGGAGAGGAUGGUGAACCAAUCCAAUAUCAGUGCUGAUGAAAUUCAGAUUGGCCUUUUGCAGUUCAGCUCAACCCCUCAGGAAGAAUUCAGGCUCAACCAAUAUUCCUCAAAGGUGGACAUUCGCAGAGCCAUCUUGGCUGUCCAGCAAAUGAAUGAUGGCACCCGCACGGGGAAAGCCUUGAACUUCACUCUGCCUUUUUUUGACAGUUCCAGAGGAGGGAGACCCAAUAUCCUUCAAUAUUUGAUUGUGAUCACGGAUGGGGUCUCUCAGGAUAAUGUAGCCCUACCAGCCAAGGCUCUCAGGGACAGAAACAUAAUUAUUUUUGCCAUUGGGGUGGGAGAAGCCAAAAGUUCCCAGCUUUUCGAGAUUACGAAUGAUGAGGAUAACAUAUACUAUGAAGAGAAAUUUGAGUCCCUGCAGAACCUGGAGAAGAAAAUUCUUUAUAAAGUCUGCAAUCCACAAGGAUGCAGCAUGGAUUUGUCUGUAGGAAUUGAUAUUUCAACUCCUGCAAAGCAAGUUCAGCAGAAACUUCAAGAGUUACUUCCAGAGUUGAUGCAGCAGCUGGCUUUGCUUUCUAACCUCAGCUGUGGUACUCCUGGUCAGAUCAACCCAAGGUUCCGCUACUUGCUUCCUGGCUCAAACGGUCAGCUUAUCUUUGACUCAGGCUUUGAGAAAUACAGUGAUGAGACCAUCCAGAAGUUCUUGGCUCAUCAGGUUGAGAAGAACAGCCAUAUGGAUGUAGACUUUUUACAAUCCUUGGGAGAUAAUGCUAUCAACCUUUCUUCUGCUAAAGUAAAGGUCCUUUUAGUGUUUACAGAUGGACUGGACGAUGAUUUAGAGAGACUGAAGAGAGCUUCGGAGCUCCUCCGCAGCCAAGGAUUCUCUGGGCUCCUAAUCAUUGCCCUGGAAGGUGUGCAUAAAUUAGAAGAGCUUCAGGAGCUAGAAUUUGGCAGAGGAUUUUCAUAUACACAGCCUCUGAGCAUCACUCUACAAUCCCUCCCAAGCGUCUUACUGAAGCAACUUGACACAAUUGUGGAAAGAACCUGCUGCAAUAUGUAUGCCAAGUGUUUUGGAGAAGAUGGGUACAGAGGUGAUCAUGGGUUUGCUGGGAGGAAGGGAGAGAAGGGUUUUGCUGGGUUUCCUGGUCAUCCUGGUAAAGAAGGUGAAUAUGGAGAAAGAGGCCCCCGGGGUCUUCCUGGACCUCGAGGUGAGGAAGGAUGCAUGGGUGUGAGGGGACCUAAGGGAGCAAGAGGAUUUUCAGGAGAGAAGGGUGACGCUGGUGAGGAAGGUGUUCAUGGCUUGGAUGGAGAACAGGGUGAUCGUGGAGUCCCAGGAUCAUCUGGAGAAAAAGGAAACAGGGGAAAUUGGGGCUUGACAGGACUACCAGGACAACCUGGAGAGCGUGGAGAGCCUGGGUUAAGAGGAGAUCCUGGGGAUCCUGGAACUGAUAGUCACAUUCAAGGACCUAAGGGGGAAAAAGGAAGGCGUGGGCAUCAGGGUCUGUCCAGUUUCAAUGGACCUCAGGGGAAAACUGGAAGUGUUGGCCCUCAGGGGUCACGAGGAAGACGAGGUCUGCCAGGGUUGAAGGGUGUGCGUGGAGAAUCUGGUGAACAGGGCUACCAAGGAGAGCUUGGAAAUCCAGGUUCACAGGGGCCAAGAGGAAGACAAGGACCCCCGGGAACUUUUGGUCAAAAAGGGUUACCCGGUGCCCAGGGGAAUCCUGGGCCUCCAGGGCCAAAUGGUUCCAAAGGAAAAGCUGGGCCAAGAGGAAUGAAGGGAGAGCUUGGUGAUGCAGGAGAAAAAGGCUCACGGGGUCAACAAGGACCAAGAGGGCAGCCUGGUCUUCUUGGUCCAGAUGGAUAUGGACGUCCAGGAAGAAAAGGAACAAAGGGUGAACCUGGAUUCCCUGGCUAUCCUGGUGAACAAGGAGAAGAUGGUGACCCUGGCCACCAAGGAGAGAAGGGAGCAAAAGGAAUCAGAGGGAAGAGGGGUAAUGCUGGCUUUCCUGGAUUUAUUGGAGCUCCAGGUGACCAAGGCCCGCCAGGCAAAAUGGGCAUCAAGGGACCCAAAGGUUUGGUGAACAUGGUGCCUUGUGAAAUUGUUGAUUUCAUUCGAGAAAACUGCCCUUGCUCAACAGGUGUUCAUAAAUGCCCAGUGUUCCCAACUGAAGUGGCCUUUGCCUUGGACAUGUCAAAUGAUACCUCCCAGCUGGAUUUUGAGAGGAUGAGAGACAUUUUAUUAUCUUUGUUGAUGAAGUUGGAAAUAAGUGAGAGUCACUGCCCAAUGGGUGCCCGAGUGGCCAUUGUUUCCUACAAUGACAGAACAGAUUAUCUGGUUCGAUUCUCAGACUACAAGGGGAAGCCUGCCCUUCUGCAGGCUGUUAGGAAAAUCCCUCUGAUACAGUCAUCUGGCCACAGGAACCUUGGGGCUGCCAUGAGGUUUGUGGCAAGACAUGUAUUCAAACGUGUGCGCCCUGGCCUCCUGGUGAGGAAGGUGGCUGUGUUCUUCCAGGCGGGCAGGGCCUAUGACACAGUUGCCGUCAGCACAGCCAUGCUGGAGCUCAGUGCCGUGGACGUCACACCUGUGAUCAUCACCUUCACAGAGGAGCACAACCUUCCAGAUGCUCUACUGAUGGAUGGAGCCAGCAGAUUUCAUUUGUUUGUGUGGGAGACUGAGCACCAGCAGGAUGUGGAGCACAUGGCCCACUGUACUCUCUGCUAUGACAAGUGCCAGCCAGACCCAGAAUGUGGGCCAGGAGGGCCUGGGCCCCAGGCAGUGGAAAUGGACUUGGUGUUCGUGGUGGACAGCUCCCAAGAUGUGGAAAUUGACAUAUACCGUGGGGCUUUGCAUCUCGUGGACGCUGUGCUUGAAGAUCUGGAGGUGGCUGCUCAGCCGAGCGUGUCCCUUCAGGGGGCGCGUGUGGCUCUAGUGACACACACUACUCCAGGCUUCAGGCCUGGCAUGGGUCGAUCCCCUGUGCUUGAGGGCUUCAACCUGACCUCCUAUGGCCACCGGACACAGAUGCAGAGACAGGUCCAGGAGGCCGCGGGCCGCUUGCUGCAGGGACUCCCUGCCUUGGGCCACGCUCUAGAAUGGACGCUGGAGAAAGUGCUCCUGGUGGCCCCGCUGCCGAGGAGGGCGCGCGUCCUCUUCACCAUCGUGGCCAGCGAGACAAGCAACUGGGACAGGGAGAAGCUAAGGACUUUGUCCCAAGAAGCCAAGUGCAUGGGCAUCACCCUGUUUGUGUUGGCCUUGGGCCCUGGUGUGGGGGCUCAUGAGCUGGUGGAGCUGUCCCAUGUGGCCAGCGCCCCCUCUGAGCAGCACCUGCUGCGCUUGGAGGGAGUUUCAGAACCAGAGGUAGCCUACGCCAGGGGAUUCACACGGGCCUUCCUGAACCUCCUAAAAAGUGGAACAAACCAGUAUCCACCCCCAGAGCUCACUGAAGAAUGCAGGGGCCCAAACCGUGGGGACACUCUGCUGUAUGCAGUCAGGCCUGUCAAGAGGUCCUCGUUCCAUGGAUCAGAUGGAAGUUGAGUGCCAGGAUUACAUCCGGAAAUGGUACUACAGUGAGAAG
Urocitellus parryii (Arctic ground squirrel) is the source of this 6717-nucleotide messenger RNA. Its product is annotated as collagen alpha-4(VI) chain-like. NCBI's taxonomy places the organism in Eukaryota, Metazoa, Chordata, Mammalia, Rodentia, Sciuridae. The record is from RefSeq and is a predicted model, not a curated record.